AUGACAAACGUCGCAUCCACCGAACGUUGUGUUCCUAGGCUACGCAGCUCUGUAAAACUCUUCCCAAUUCAGGCAUGGAAUGCUCUGCCCGUGGACAUUGCCAUGUCGCCAUCUGUGGACACGUUUAACGUACGAUUCCAAAUCACUAGUGGUCCAAUUAGCAUAAGAAAAGCAUUUUCUCGUUUUAAGGGAACCUCAGUCAUUAUCUGCGACUGUACUAAACCAAAGUCUCUACUCGACGCAGUACACGGCAAGGAAAUUGGCACCUUCUUCCGACCCGCCACCUCCGCUGAUAGCAGCAAGAGCAACUUUGGUGCGGGUGUUGGCAACGCAAAACACUUGGCUCUCAGUGCGCGGCAAGCUGGGCGUGGCUUAAGACAAGCUACGGGGGAACAGCGCGCGGCAGCUAUUGAGAGACUCGCCGAUUUGUUACUUCAGUCGCAGGCUGAGAUUCUGGAGGCCAACAGGAAAGAUCUACGUGAGGCUCAAAAGAACGGUAAGAAAGCUGAUGCUUUAGACUUUUAUCUAAAUAAUUUUUCAUUGCUGGCACUAUUCGGAGGGAAUGGAAAUCAGGAGGAACAUUCGCUCCUUGCUCGAAUUUCUGGCUGUUUAUUUGAUAUAUCCGGUCAGUAG
Molecule: messenger RNA, 633 nt
Organism: Dibothriocephalus latus
Lineage: Eukaryota; Metazoa; Platyhelminthes; Cestoda; Diphyllobothriidea; Diphyllobothriidae
Source: the annotation of a GenBank genome assembly